Messenger RNA from Beauveria bassiana ARSEF 2860, 2256 nucleotides. RefSeq lists its product as uncharacterized. The record is from RefSeq and is a predicted model, not a curated record. Gene Ontology annotation, molecular function: DNA-binding transcription factor activity, RNA polymerase II-specific; zinc ion binding. The coding region runs from base 1 to 2256 and encodes 751 amino acids. The transcript has 2 exons. Gene Ontology annotation, biological process: regulation of DNA-templated transcription. NCBI's taxonomy places the organism in Eukaryota, Fungi, Ascomycota, Sordariomycetes, Hypocreales, Cordycipitaceae.
AUGGCGUCCGUUUCAUCUCACAACGGCUCUUCUCAUCCGUCACCCUAUGACUUUGAAUCCAACGGCGACACGGACGAAUCAUGGCAGUACAUUGAUUAUUCGAGCGGCGGAUCUGCGCCGGGGUCUGUUGGAUUCCUGCCAAGCCCGGCGAGCGGCAGCCUGAACGGUUUCGCCAUUGUUGGCCACAAUGCGACGACGUCGCCCUCGCAGCACUGCAUGUCACCAGUGCCGCCGCCACUGGGGGAUGACGACCAGGUGUUCCUCCCGCCGGCCACGACGCUUCCGAUGAGUGGCGCGAUGGAAUCGGGCGAGUUGGUCAUGGUAACAGCGGGCGAGCUCAUGGCAGACGGCAUGUUUAUGACGCCCCAGGAGUACCUCUUUGCGCAGAACUCUCUAUCGGAGUGGCGGCCAGAGGCGCUGGCCCUCCCGGCUGGCACGCCCGAGUUCCAGAUGGCUACUGCCCCGGCGGCAAUCCAUGCGCAACCAGAGCAACAGCAACUUACGCCGGCACCGACUUUGGAGCUGGACGGCUUCCAACAAUUUCAGAUCGAGGGUACACUGGUGCAGUGGGAUCCUCACGGGGCGGGCGCCGCGUCUCCAGGUGAAGGACCGUCGAUGAGCAUGGCCAAGUACAUGUCGUCGCCAAGCCAGCGCAGCGUCGGACCCUCCAGCCCGCGCUCGACGGCGUCGGUCAAGUCGGAGGGAAGCGGCAAAACGUCACCGAUUGCCAUCCGAAGAGUGAAUACUGGGAGAGUCGGGAAGAGCAAGACGGAACUAGUGGGCAGAUUUCACAUCGUCACUCCAAACUCCAUCACAGCGAGCGCCGGGCGCCCUAACCCGUACGAAUGCUUCGAGGCGAUGCGGACGACGCAGCGCGGCCGUAAGGGGCCCCUCGCCAACGCUACCAAGGAAGAUGCCCUACAGGUGCGCCGGCGCGGUGCUUGUUUCUGCUGCCGCAGCCGCAAGGUCAAGUGCGACACGGAGCGGCCGUGCAAGCACUGUAAGAAGCUCAUGGUGCAGGUGCCGCAGGUGGUCUGCUGGCAGUUUCAGGAUUUCUUGACGAUUCUCUUUCCGGAAUUCAUCAGCGCCCACUUGAAAAAAGAGGAGAUGAGCAAGUUCUUGCGGGACAACGUGGACGAAUUUCGUAUAGGCGGCGCGUCGCAGUCGUGCUCUGUGAAGCUAUUUUCCGGCGCACGAUUUGUCACGACGCUUGACAUUGAGGCAAAAUUCUUUACUGCCAAGACAUGCGAUGUCUUGCAACAUUGGCAUCUCAACUCUGGGCAUAAUGGAGUCCACCUAGACUCGAAUGGCUCUGCGCCGAUAGGGCUUGAGAAGACUGCAAGCGGCGGCCAAAGAGAUGAAGUGCGCAAAAAGGUCAAGGUGUAUGUGCGACGGUUGAUAGAAGAGCCCGUCUUUGCAGAGCAAGUCACAGACUCGUUACGAUGGACAAAGUUGCCGGCCAAGAUUCUCGCCAUUGUGCAAAGAUAUGCGCAACAGACGAACUGCGCCAUGGUGAAGAAGGCCCUUUCCAUCUACGCCAUGCACUAUGUCAUGACCAGACACCUGUGCCUCACCAGCGACACUGUGCGCGCUCUGCAACCGUCCGGGCUGGUACCGCAGAACAGCCCGUGGGUGACGCCGCGCGUGCUCGCACGGCAGAUCAAGUCGCUGGCCGACGAGAUUUGCAUGCGCGAGAUGCAGCAGCUUUUUGAGCUCUUCACCAAGGCGCUGAAGCCCAAGUACCGCAGGGAGUGGGCGCCGAGCCUGGCGGCGUUUCUGGUGCUCUGCCUGUACAUGGAGGCCAUAGAGACGACGACGGACAAUUUUGUGAUUUCGCAAAACGCGGUCAACAAGAAGAACAAUGACGCGCCGUCGUUUAAGCGGUCGUUUGUGCUGGACAUGUGCAAAGAGGUGGAGAAUAUGCCGUUUAAGCAGUUCGCGUACCAGUUUCACCACAUUUAUCAGACGCACUCGAGGGACCCAAAUACGAAACCCUUUAACCCACUGUUGGACGAUAGCUUUGCGGCGCAGAGUGAGCUCGACAGGCCGGCGAUGGAGUUCGUGGCUCAGCUGCAGGAUCUGUAUCAAGGCGAGGAUUGGCAAGAUAUGCAGUUCCUGGCAGAUGAUGAGCUGCUGCUCAAUAGGGGUGAUGAUCCUGCGAGCAUGGAUACAGCCUACCUAUACACAGGGAGACUGGUGUCCAAGUUUUUGUUGUCCUUUCUGGACGAGAAUCGCAUUUUCGGUGGCAAGAUAUAA